CUCCUCGCGCACACGGUAUUGGCGCGCGUAAGAAACGAAGAAAGUUCAGCUCAGGCGCGCUCGCGGUGGUGGCGUAAGUUCUACGAAGAUAGCGCGCUCGUGUCAAAUUCGGUGCGUGCGUGCGUGCGAUCUCUCUCUCUGUCUCUCUCGCUACAUAACAGUACAUAGACGAAGGACACUGAAUCAAAAUUGUGAAAGCAAUCUCGCGUAACACAGGCCUAUCAAUGGAGGUAGAGUAUUCUGAAACCCAAUGCGUACCCAAAGACCGAAGACCUGACGCUCUCGGUGACCUUCGUGUUCUUCCUGACGAAAUCUUAUGUGCUAUGUUGGUCUAUCUCACUCCUCGCGAUGUCGCUCGCCUUUCUUGCGUUAGCAGUGUGAUGUACAUCUUAUGCAAUGAAGAACCACUAUGGAUGAGUUUAUGCCUUGACAAUGUAAAUGGCCAACUUCAGUACAAAGGCUCCUGGAAGAAAACUGCACUGGAUCAGCUGCAUCUUCCAAGUGAAUAUCAAGAAACUUGCAUAAAUCCAAUGCACUUUGAUGGAUUCAACUCUUUAUUUCUGCUUAGAAGACAUUAUCGUUGUUAUACUACAUUGGCUGGAUUCACUUUUGACAGCGGAAAUAUGGAAAGAAAGAAUAACAUCUCAUUAGAAGACUUUCAUCAAGAGUUUGAUGCGAAGAAACCAGUUUUGCUUUCGGGUUUGGCUGAUACUUGGCCAGCAAGGAGCACAUGGACAAUUGAUCAGCUAUUGCUGAACUAUGGAGAUACAGAGUUUAAGAUCUCUCAGAGGAGUUCUCGGAAAAUCGCUGUGAAAUUUAAGGAUUAUGUCUCAUACAUGCAAAUUCAGCAUGAUGAGGAUCCCCUUUAUAUUUUUGACGACAAGUUUGGGGAAGUUGUUCCGGGCUUGUUGAAGGAUUACAGUGUGCCUCAUCUAUUUCAAGAAGACUUUUUUGAUGUACUAGAUAGAGACAAGCGACCUGCUUUUAGAUGGCUCAUUAUUGGGCCCGAGAGAUCUGGUGCCUCUUGGCAUGUUGAUCCAGCUCUGACUAGUGCCUGGAAUACUCUUUUGAGUGGCCGUAAAAGGUGGGCGUUGUAUCCUCCAGGAAGAGUACCUUUAGGUGUGACAGUGCACGUAAAUGAAGAAGAUGGUGAUGUCAAUGUUGAGACUCCAUCAUCAUUGCAGUGGUGGCUUGAUUUUUAUCCGCUUCUUGCUAAUGAAGACAAACCAAUAGAGUGUACUCAACUACCGGGUGAGACAAUAUUUGUUCCAAGUGGAUGGUGGCACUGUGUGUUAAAUCUGGAAACCACUGUUGCUGUCACACAGAAUUUUGUAAACUCCGCAAACUUUGAAUUUGUUUGUCUGGAUAUGGCUCCUGGUUAUCAACACAAAGGAGUUUGUCGUGCUGGCUUGCUUGCACUCAAUGAGGGCAGUUUUGAGGAUUCCAAAAAGACAACAUUGUCCACUGAAGAUAGUUUGAGUGACACAGACCAGACUAGAAAAGAGAAAAGGAUCAAAUUUUGUGAACCUGUAGAGGAGCCAAAUUCUGAAAAUGCUGUGAAUUCGACCUCCAUAAAUCACAAUCUGCAUGAUCAGGAAUUUUCUUAUGAUAUAAAUUUCUUAGAGAUGUUUUUGGAUAAAGGGAGGGACCAUUACAAUUCUCUUUGGAGUUCAAGCAACUGCAUAGGACAACGAGAAAUGAGAGAAUGGUUAUGGAAGCUUUGGAUUGCAAAACCAGGAUUGAGAAACCUAAUAUGGAAGGGAGCCUGCCUUGCGCUGAAUGCUGAGAAAUGGUCUGAAUGCGUCAGAGAAAUUUGCACCUUCCAUGAGUUGCCCUUCCCCACAGAUGAUGAGAGAUUUCCAGUUGGCAUGGGUAGCAAUCCUGUUUAUCUCAUUUCUGACCAUGUAAUUAAACUAUAUGUUGAAGACGGGCUGGAAUUUUCUCUUAAUGCUUUAGGCACUGAGCUGGAGUUUUACAGUCUACUGUGCAAGGUUGACUCCCCUCUGAAAAAUCACAUUCCUGGUGUUUUAGCAAGUGGAAUUCUGUUUAUUGAAAAUGGGUCAUAUAAGAUUGUACCUUGGGAUGGAAAAGGAGUUCCUGAUGUUAUUGCUAGUUGUAAUUUGAUCCCAGAAAAUAGUUUGGAAGUUGAUUUUCCAUUUGGUGUAUGGAGCAAAAAAAAAUUUGAAAUAAAAAAAGCAGGGAUGUCAAUAAAUGAAUUAAUCAGUUCUGGCGACGGCUCAAGGAUAUGGCCAUAUAUUGUAACAAAAAGAUGCAAAGGCAAAACAUUUGCUGAGUUACGAGAAACUCUCUCAUGGGAUGAUACUCUAUAUUUAGCUUCUUUUUUGGGCAAGCAACUGCGCAAUCUUCAUCUCCUGCCGUUUCCUUCUUUAAAUGCUUCAACACUUGCUGAUGCUGAAGAGAAAAUGGAGUACCCUUGUGUUAGUGGUUCAAUGGAGGCUGUCACCAAUAAACUUAGUAUUCCUGCGGAAUGGGAUUUUUUCAUCAGAACUCUAACAAGAAGGAAGAAGGAUGUCUGUAGCCGUUUGACAAAAUGGGGUGAUCCAAUUCCAAGCUUUCUGAUAGAUAAAGUUGACGAAUACAUCCCAGAUGAUUUCCCAAAAUUUCUGAAUAUAUUUGAGGAUGGAAAAGUUGCUAAACCUUGCUCCUGGAUACACUCUGAUAUAAUGGAUGACAAUAUUCACAUGGAACCAUGUUGUGUUAGUUCUUGCUUAACAGAGCACACCUCAGCUGCUGACCUCAUGCAUAAUGGUUAUGUGAAUGGCAACCAUGGCGGUGCUGAGCGGACAUCAUGGCGUCCUAGUCACAUCCUUGAUUUCAGUGAUCUAUCUAUAGGUGACCCUAUUUGUGAUUUGAUUCCAAUACAUUUGGAUGUCUUUAGAGGAGAUCCCAAUCUCUUGAAGCAGUUUCUGGAAAGUUAUAGACUUCCAUUGGCAAGAAAAAUAUCACAGCAUGAAUCUGUUGACGGUGGUGGCAGUAAGUUUGGACGACUCUCAUUCAUAGUCAUGUGCUAUUGUAUUUUGCAUGAGGAUAAUAUAUUGGGAGCUAUUUUCAGUUUAUGCAAGGAACUGAGGAUGGCAAAAUCAUGGGAAGAGGUUGAGGAAACAGUAUGGGGAGAUUUGAAUAACUACUCAGGUUUCUGUUGAUUAGUCGGUCCCUUAAUUUUAUUUUUGUUCUUGCAGUCUGAAAAUUUUGUUAUAUUAUUGCCAAAAUUUAGCAGGCAGAUACAAAGCAAGACUCUGACAGUAAUUUUGAAAAGCCAUUUCUAUAUGUUAUACAAUUUUUCUUUGUUAAAUUUUUUUUUUUUGGGGAUGUUUUACAACUGUUAAAUUGUACUUCCAUAUUAUUUAUGGAUAAUAAUGAUGGUUGAGUUUAUUGGGUUGUCCCUCAUUCAUCCCCACAAUUGUAGUUGUGUAUCACUUUUGUAAUUUUUGUGUGGAUCUAAAAAAGCUGGAUUUAUAUUCAUGGUAGUCAGGUUUAUUUCUGUGUAA
Camellia sinensis is the source of this 3509-nucleotide messenger RNA. Its product is annotated as putative glycosyltransferase. NCBI's taxonomy places the organism in Eukaryota, Viridiplantae, Streptophyta, Magnoliopsida, Ericales, Theaceae. Gene Ontology annotation, cellular component: cytoplasm. Gene Ontology annotation, molecular function: protein binding. The record is from RefSeq and is a predicted model, not a curated record.